AUGGCAAGAAAAAUAUUUAGAAUCAGAGCUGUAACGUUUAUUACAUUAUUAGUUAUAUGCAUUGUUCCUUUUUUCUGUUUAUUUUUUGUAACGGUUAAAAUGAUGAAUGAACCGCCCAAGAAUGACAGAGAAGAAUUACUUAACCGAAUUAAUCAGUACAUAAAAUCCGAAAAUAAAAACUUGGCCCAUGAGGGUUUAGCAUGCAGAGUUCCUAUUUUAGAUGUAAAUGCAAAAGAAAUUUUGGAUCUUAUUCAACCAGUUCCUAAAGUCAUUUGCAAUAAAACAAAAGAUUGGGUCGAAGUUCAUGGAAGCAUAUUAAAAAUAUCAGAAUGGGCCAAAAUAAAAUACGGUUUUAUUAAAUGUUCUUUCACCGAUAUCAUAAGAGAAACCGAUCAUGUUCAACAUCAGGGAAUGACGACAUCGAGUAGCACAGAAUAUAAUUUAGAAAAUAGUGAUGUUGUACAAGUUUUUUGCAUGUCUGAAAAUGUACAGUAA
This is a messenger RNA of Pediculus humanus corporis (human body louse), 495 nucleotides long. RefSeq lists its product as uncharacterized. The transcript is spliced from 3 exons. NCBI's taxonomy places the organism in Eukaryota, Metazoa, Arthropoda, Insecta, Psocodea, Pediculidae. Bases 1 to 495 code for a protein of 164 amino acids. The record is from RefSeq and is a predicted model, not a curated record.